UCGUGUUGUCAAAAGAGCUCAAUACAGUCGAUUGUGAUGUCGAAACAAUAAUUUAAAUGAAAUUAUCAGUUUACGAUACUAUUAAUCAACCGGACCAUGUAAAUUAAACAUGCGAUAAUAAAGGAGUACAGCUUUCAAGUCAUACGUUCCUUGUUAACAGUGCAUUUUUGUUGAAAAUUAACAAAAAGUAGUCAGCAGAAUGGAUGGGACUUGGGUACUGAUUUUACUGGCUCUGGUGAUGCUAGUAGGGUCCUAUGUAGCUGGAAGUAUACCCUUGAACGUGAGCAUGUCCGAGGACAAGCUCCAAAAAGUCACAGUAUUUGGUGCCGGCCUCCUAGUAGGCACAGCCCUAGCAGUGAUCAUUCCGGAAGGCGUCCGAUCUCUGUUCAGUGAGCGAUCAAAUCCUACAGUGGUUACAAAAGACUUUACUGCGGAACCGCCGAGCCAUGAUGAUGAUUUACACUCUGUUAUUGGCAUAUCACUUGUUUUAGGAUUUGUGUUUAUGCUGCUGGUAGACCAAAUGUCAUCAAGGUAUAAUGAUCAAAGCAAUCCCGUUGAGAAGAAUGUCACAGCCACUGUGGGUCUAGUUGUGCAUGCUGCAGCGGACGGUAUAGCUUUGGGCGCGGCUGCAACUACCUCUCACGCCGAUGUGGAGCUGAUAGUGUUCCUGGCUAUCAUGCUACAUAAGGCACCAGCUGCUUUCGGACUGGUGACUUUCCUCCUUCACGCUGGACUUGAGAGGAACAGGAUACGAAAGCAUCUGCUGAUAUUCUCGUGUGCCGCCCCCCUGCUUGCUUUGCUCACGUAUUUCGGUAUCGGCAAUGAGAGCAAACAGACUUUGAGCGAUUUUAAUGCUACAGGAAUAGCAAUGCUCUUCUCAGCGGGCACAUUUUUAUACGUCGCCACAGUCCAUGUACUACCAGAAUUGACCCAUCCCCAAUCCCACACCCAUUCUCUACUCCCCAUGCAAGAUGGGGUUCCCCCAAAGAAAGGUUUUGGGGGACUACUCCUUUCAGAGAUGAUCAUUCUAACUGUAGGAGCUUUAAUGCCACUCUUACUUACAAUGGGUCAUAAGCACUGAUUUGUAAAGCGCCGAUAAUGGGGUAUUUUCUUUUUGAGAAAUAAAAAAAAUAUAGUUCUCAGGUGUGUGACUAGAUGGCGUUGUACCUAGUACGUGAGUGUGUCUUAGCACCGAGCCUUUUGAGCCGAGACACAACAAAUUCAGAUUUCUGGAAAAAUAGUUUUCCAAAUCUCUCGGGACAUUCGGAUAAUAAUCUCACUGACUUCUUUUGUCCUUUUAUUCCAUUUUUUAACACGCUUAUAUUAGCUUCAAUUGUAACUAUGUAUGUAAGAAAAUCUUGGAAUCUUAACUUGACCCACUUCCCGGUCUUCGAUUAGGAUGAAAUUUUGCACACGCUCUGAAUUCUGAUGACAAUACAUGACCAGCGUGUUUUUUAGUUUUAAAACUAUUAUUAUGCCCUUUUUUUAAAUUGUUGAUGAUGAAAACGUUUCGUUAUACGACCUGACAAUUAUAUGACGUUGAUAAGAUAUGACGUUCCGUUCCUCGCAUUCACGUACCUAGGUCAGCGCCAUCUAGUCAUCAGCUAGGAAAAGAAAAUCCAGGAUCCAAGAAAAUCAUUUUGAUGAAAUUUGGAUAAAGUAUAGAUAAGUUUUUUGCGAGCUCGGUGUUGCAUCAAAAUUUGUUUGUGAAUUCGCUUUUGUGAUAGAAAAUUGUAGAUGAAUUUUUUGUAUGUAUAUUGUGUAAUAAUGGUUACUAUUUAAAGUGUUUAAAUUAAUUAUUUUAUGGAUUGUUAGUCGAUUUUUUAAAAUGCCUUAUUUAAAAAAAAAAACUUGAACAGAUUUUGAAAACUACCAUAGAGUAUGAAUCAAAAAAGUGUUACUAUUAUUUUUUUUAUGUUUUCAAAAUCGACUUUUAAUUAAAAUAAAAAGACAAGCAAUAGUUAUUAUUACAUUUAGAAAAAUAAAAUAUCAACAUUUUUAGCAAUAAAAUAAGUAUUAAAAAAUAUUUAAAGUACCUACAAACUAUCAAAAGACAAAUUCUUUCUACAAUAACAGCGUUUUCACACUAGUGGUUUUUCUGCGCGACAAAAAACUAUUGACAACUAUCUAUGACGAACAAUGAUACCCAAAAAUGACAGUUUUUUAUGCCUAGUGUAAAAAAAUUGACGCGCGACUAUAUGCACUAGUGUGAAAAUGCAGUUUCUUAAAUGGUGAAAUUUUAAUUAUAUGCCCCAAAAACUAAAAAUAUAAACAGAUCUUAUGAAACGGACAAAAUUUGUGCGUAUAGUUUCUAAUUAGUGUGUAUUUAGUAAAAUAAUUUUGAAAAAAAAGCAUAAAUCUACCUACUAUUGAUUUCUGACACUUACGCGAAUAUAAGACAUUUAAAUAAAACUACUUUUACAGAUUUUAAACUUUGUAAAGGAUCCGAAACGACGGGCUUAAACAAUAUUAAUAUAACCGCGAUAAAAUCAGUUAAAGUAGUUUUAUUUAAUUGUCUAAUAUUCCCGUAAGUCUACUAUUGUUAUAACGCUGAAAAGUGUGUUUGUUUGAACGCGCUUAUCUUAAGAACUACUGGACAGACAUAUAAAUUCUUUCAAUGAUAAAUAGGCUACCUACACAUAGAAGAUUAUUUUAGGCUGUGUAUUCAAGAUUUUAAGGUUUUUAAAAUAUUUUAUUUUUCUGCUUUAGUUUAAUUUAGAACAAAAUUCAGGUUGAUAAACAUACUUGAUAGGAUCAAUCAGGUUAUUCUUGCAAUACUUAUAUGUUAUUUUUCUACAUAAAUCUAGUUUCUUUUACUUCUAUAAGAAAUGUGAAAAACGACAAAAUAAGCCAAUAUUGUUUUAAGAGACGAAAUAUAAGAAAAUGCUGUGUAAUUUAAAAAAUAAUUUGGGCUCAUAUACAGAAUGUCCCAAAAGAAAAUGAUCAGUUUUAAUAAAAAAAUAUCAUAGAUUGCAAAAAUCAGAUUUUUGAAAAUUGCUUGUUGAAAGACUUUAGACUUAAUUGAUGUAAAAGUCAUGUGCCAACGACGUAUUAAGAAAAAAAAGGAAUUCAUAAUUUUUUUUCAAGGUCAAGGACCAUUUUCGGACUUGAAGCAAAUAUUAUAGAGAAACUGCAUCAAGCUAAUCUACUCUAGUCUGCAUUUUUUUUACAAUCAACAUUGAACCUUAUACUUUAGAUAUAAAGUUGAAAAUGAAUUAAA
Molecule: messenger RNA, 3220 nt
Organism: Helicoverpa zea (corn earworm)
Lineage: Eukaryota; Metazoa; Arthropoda; Insecta; Lepidoptera; Noctuidae
Gene: Zip102B
Product: zinc transporter ZIP9
Exons: 7
Coding region: 200-1081 (293 amino acids)
Biological process (GO): transmembrane transport; zinc ion transport
Cellular component (GO): membrane
Molecular function (GO): metal ion transmembrane transporter activity
Source: RefSeq, a predicted model, not a curated record